Messenger RNA from Ostrea edulis (European flat oyster), 2806 nucleotides. RefSeq names its product sulfotransferase 1B1-like. The record is from RefSeq and is a predicted model, not a curated record. NCBI's taxonomy places the organism in Eukaryota, Metazoa, Mollusca, Bivalvia, Ostreida, Ostreidae. The transcript has 8 exons. Gene Ontology annotation, cellular component: cytoplasm. Gene Ontology annotation, biological process: sulfation. Gene Ontology annotation, molecular function: sulfotransferase activity. The coding region runs from base 1555 to 2700 and encodes 381 amino acids.
CUUUCCUCAAGCACCAGGACAAACGAAAAGAAUUAUAUAAUGUGGCCAAUAUCAACAGAGAAUAAUAAGAAAAACUACAUAUAAAUACAUCUACAUUGUAGCACUACAACUACACUAAUCUACAAACGAAUUUACAACGCAGACUACAUGUUUUUUGGUCUUUAGGCUUGCCAAUCAAUGUUAAAAGUGGAGCGAAUAAGGACAUGCCUAAUUCGUUUAAAGAGCUGAACCAAAAUGUACGAAGUGAUAAUAAUGGACUUAAUUAAUCUCAAGUGGAACCCGUAAAGCUAACUUAUACCCAGAGAGAUUCUAUUUUAACUAUGCAUUAAGAAUAAAUAAUUUGUAAAAGAUAAUAAUAAGUAAAAAAUAUCAACACACAAAAUAAAUAAAUAAAUAAAAAUAAACUAUGUAAAUGAAGUAAGAAAUGAACAAAAUUAGAGAGAAAGAUAAUGUAAAUAACAAGUUUGAAUAAGUAAACAAAGUGGAUCAACUCAAAACAAAAACAAAGAAUAAGCAGCCCAGGAAAUUGAAUCAACAUCAGACAUUCCCGUACUGAUCAUGUCUAGGGUAGACGUGCAAAGCACAUAGAAUCACGGAAACUGAUAAAUGGGUUUUACAUGCAAGGUGAAGAUAACGAACAGUGAUCAAUCUCAUAACUCCUACAAGCAUGUAAGCAAUCGGUUAUGAAGGUCAAAGUAAUUAAAAGGGGUGGGCUGAUUGUAAACGAAUUGAAAAGAACAAAAUGUGUUCAAUAAUGGUCAUAGUACCACUGUUAGGGACAUGAUCAGACGAGUAGGUCUAGAUGAAGCUUAAAAUCUAGUAAGAGUUUAGCCCGUAUUCAUCCUGGUGAAGUCAGUAGGUUUGUUGAUACCAUGCGGUUCAAAUGACUUCAAUCUGUGCAUCCAGAAUUUUUCCUUCGGCUUUCUUUCGGUAUCUGACCAACUAGGGUCAUGAUCAAUAACCACUACUGUCAUGUCCUCCCAUCGGUGGUUAUUGCCAUUGAAAUGUGUGGUUACUGGCAAAUCUUUUUGGGUUCUGAUGGAGGACCGGUGGUUGUUGACCCGUCUGCGAAGGUCUGUUGUUUCUCCUAUGUACUGCUUCUGGCAGACAUCGCAACUGAUGAGAUAGAUGCAGUUAUUGGUUUUGCAGGAAAAGUUUCCCAAUAUUUUAUAACUGUGACCCUUGACAGGACUACUAAAACCCUCAGUGCCUGAGCUAUAUUUGCAUAAUUGACAUCUAAGGUCUGAGCAUGUUUUGAAAUCUCCAUUGGGUAAAGGGUUAUCCAGUUUGGUCCUUACUAUCAUGUCCUUCAGGUUUCUGGGACGUCUGAAGGAUGCCAUCGGUGUUUUUUCAGAAUACCGUUGAUGUUCUUGAGGGCGGGAUGAUACGUAGUGACCAAUGGAAUCCUGUCAUUCUGAGGUUUUUCUAUAUACUGGAGGAGGGACUCUCGGUCCUGUAGUCGCGGAUUGUACCUUGCAAGGAUCAUAUCCUCUGUUAAUGAGAUGAGUUUUGAGGAUUGUUCCUUGUUCUUGGAAAACAGUACGAGUAGAGCAGAUGCGGCGGAUUAGGCACACCUUUGAAAGUAUGGGGUGGAUGACAACUAGAUGGCAUAAGAUGGAUCCUUUCACUCUGAUGUUCCGAAUGACAAUGGACGGUGAACGCAAGACUGUAAACGGAGAGCACAUGUUCAUGAAGUGGUCGGCGAUUGGUCAGUUGUUUGUGUCAAUAGACCUCGCCAUUGAUCGGCGACUUUGUACAAGACACGACAGGGAGACUACAUUUAUCAACAUGCCGUUUGAGGAUUUAGUACACAUUGACGACUGCUGUUUCCCGCCUUUUCCACCGCUACAGAAGGACGCCAGGAAACACUUAGAGGCUGUAAGAGAUAUGAAGACCAAUGAGGACGAUGUUAUCUUGCUUACCUAUCCAAAAUGUGGAACACAUUGGGUUUGGGAGAUCAUUGUAAUGCUUCUCAAAAGAAAAGCAGAAUAUCACCAGUGCGUCAGAGAACACAUAUUUCUGGAUUCUGUUGACCUAUCUUCUCUGGUUAGUCUACCAUCUCCUAGGGUGUUCAAUACACACAUACCUUUUCGAUGGUUACCACAGGAACACUUCCGUAAAGGACGCAAGGUUGUCAACAUAGUCAGAAACCCUAAAGAUGUAGCAGUUUCGUUAUACUGCCAUUGGCAUUCCUCCAACGAACUUGGGGUCGGAUCCCUCUCUUGGUCAGAUUUCUUCGAAGAAAUUGUGGUCAAACAGUAUAAAAAUGUUUUCGGGGGAUACUUCGGUUUCCAAAAAGAACUUUAUCGUGCUGUUAAGUCUAACCCAGAGUAUUCUAUUUACACUAUGUACUAUGAAACAUUGAAACAGGAUUCAGUCUCCGAGAUACUCAAUCUAGCAGGAUAUCUGGGAGUCACGUGUUCUAGGGAACUAGCAGCCGAUAUAGCUGACAAAUGCAGUUUCCAUAAGCUGCAGCAUGCCUCCGAUAAUUUGAAGGAUCAUGGGGAAGUGAUGAAAAUUAUGAAAGAAAUGGGACGGGAACCUCCCAAAUUUUAUCGAAAAGGUGAAGUCGGUGACUGGAAGAACUGGUACACGGUCUCACAGAAUGAGCGACACGAUGCCAUGAUAAAAGAAGAAAUGAAAGACAUUGAUUUUGAUCUGCAGCUCAUCUACGAAAGUAAUCGGUGUUAUUUAAAUUAAAUUAUAGUCCUCAAAAUUCUUGUAUAGGUUGUAUGUUUCCUUAAAAUGAUUAUCAUAUGUUCGUAUGAAACUUUGCUUAUAUAUAAUAAAUAGUAUUAUCUCGAUA